Messenger RNA from Lolium rigidum, 1928 nucleotides. Its product is annotated as SRSF protein kinase 1-like. Gene Ontology annotation, molecular function: protein kinase activity; ATP binding. The transcript is spliced from 4 exons. Gene Ontology annotation, biological process: spliceosomal complex assembly; regulation of mRNA processing; protein phosphorylation. NCBI's taxonomy places the organism in Eukaryota, Viridiplantae, Streptophyta, Magnoliopsida, Poales, Poaceae. Bases 1 to 1686 code for a protein of 561 amino acids. The record is from RefSeq and is a predicted model, not a curated record.
AUGGCCGAGGCUCCGGCGGCGAGCCGCAGGGCGGAGGAGGCGGGGAGCCGGCGGCGCGCGGAGGAGGAGGCGGAGGCGGAGGCGGCGGCCGAGAGGGACGGGGACAGCAGCGACUACUCGUCCGAGGACGAGGGCACGGAGGACUACCGCCGCGGCGGAUACCACGCCGUCCGCCCCGGCGACACCUUCAAGCACGGCGCCUACGUCGUGCAGUCCAAGCUCGGCUGGGGCCACUUCUCCACUGUCUGGCUCGCCUGGGACACCGCCCACUCCAGGUAUGUGGCCCUGAAGGUGCAGAAGAGCGCGCAGCACUACACAGAGGCUGCGCUGGACGAGAUCAAGAUCUUGAGGCAGAUUGCUGAUGGCGACCCCGAUGACUCCCACUGUGUCGUGAAGCUUCUUGACCACUUCAAGCACUCGGGCCCGAACGGCAGCCAUGUGUGCAUGGUGUUUGAGUUCCUCGGUGAUAACUUGCUCACCCUGAUAAAGUACACGGACUACCGCGGGAUUCCGCUUCCAAUGGUCAAGGAGAUAUGCCGGCACGUGCUCAUUGGCCUCGACUACCUCCACCGCGAGCUUUCCAUCAUCCACACCGACCUUAAGCCCGAGAAUAUAUUGCUCGUGUCCACUAUUGACCCUUCAAAGGAUCCCCGGAAGUCUGGUGUACCGCUGGUGCCGCCUACUGCAAAGACCGACGCGCCGGUUGCAAAGGCAACUGCACCAUCAGUGAGCAGUGGCCUCACUAAGAACCAGAAGAAGAAGAUCCGGAAGAAAGCCAAGCGUGUAGCUGCUUCGACUUCAGAAGGCAAUGGGACUGCGGCGUCUGCUGACACGGACGAGUCAGAUGAUAGGGGAGAUCUGGGCACAGCAAAUGAGGGCAGCAGCCCUAGCCAGGAUGGAGACCGGAAGAGAGGAGGAGGACGUAGGCGGGGUAGCAAAGGGGCUAGGAAGAGGAUGGCGAUGCAGGCUGACCUAAGCUGCAAGCUGGUGGACUUUGGAAAUGCAUGUUGGACAUACAAGCAGUUCACAGGUGAUAUCCAAACAAGGCAGUACAGAUGUCCUGAGGUGCUUCUGGGCUCCAAGUAUUCAACAUCUGCCGAUCUGUGGUCCUUUGCAUGCAUAUGUUUUGAACUUGCCUCAGGGGAUGUGCUCUUUGACCCGCAUAGUGGAGAAAACUUUGACAGGGAUGAGCAGGAUCAUCUUGCGCUGAUGAUGGAGCUACUUGGGAUGAUGCCUCGAAAGAUUGCCUUGGGCGGUCGACAUUCACGUGAGUACUUCAACCGUUAUGGGGACCUGAGGCACAUCCGACGCUUGAAGUUCUGGCCUCUCAGCAAGGUGCUCGUUGAGAAGUACGAGUUCAGCACCAUAGAUGCCACUGCUAUGGCAGACUUUCUUGUCCCAAUACUUGAGUUUGUUCCUGAGAAGCGUCCUACAGCUGCUCAGUUGCUUCAGCAUCCAUGGUUUGAUGCUGGGCCUCUUCGACGGCAGCCCAAAGCGCUUCCAGACUCGACAGAGAAUCCAGUUGAUGCUGCUCUAGAGAACCAUGGGAAAGAGAAUGAUGAUGAAGGAGAUGCAAUGGCAACGGAGAUGGGGAACAUUGCCAUAGAUGGCGCUUCUUCAUCCAGGACAGUGAAGGAUCCCCAAGCAAGCUCGAAGCAAAAGGCAAAUGGUACUCCUAAGAAGUGAGAUGCAAUCAAUUUUACAAGCUGAAUUCAAGGCUCGGUUUUCAGUUGAGAUUGCACCAUGAGCUGGAAAUGAUCGUUCGUUAGGUUUGAGAUGUGUUAGCAUAGCUUCGGGCGAGAAGUGUAGGCCAGACAUUUGUUGUAUGAGGUUGGUCGGACAAAGUUAGAUUUGUUGGGGUUGAAGAGGCCCUGAACCCUUUUACCGGACAUAUUCUUUUGUACAAUCGGAAUCUCCAAAUUUUUGAA